This is a messenger RNA of Pezoporus occidentalis (night parrot), 4913 nucleotides long. It is a transcript of the gene KCNJ16, whose product is annotated as potassium inwardly rectifying channel subfamily J member 16. The transcript has 3 exons. The coding region runs from base 306 to 1595 and encodes 429 amino acids. Gene Ontology annotation, molecular function: inward rectifier potassium channel activity. Gene Ontology annotation, cellular component: plasma membrane. NCBI's taxonomy places the organism in Eukaryota, Metazoa, Chordata, Aves, Psittaciformes, Psittacidae. The record is from RefSeq and is a predicted model, not a curated record. Gene Ontology annotation, biological process: regulation of monoatomic ion transmembrane transport; potassium ion import across plasma membrane.
UUGCACAGCUGCUGGCACACAAGAAACAAAGGACCCUUGAAAUAACUUCCUCAUGGAGGCAUGAGCAAAGGUAAAGGGGAGGAGUUGUGCCUAAAAAAACAAACCCAACCUGUCGUUCUCAGCUCUGCCAACCUGUCAGUCCAGCCAUGCAGGAGAGAGGCAGAGAGACAGAGAAAAGGAAAGGAGGGAGUGAAGCAGAGAUUCUUUCAGAUCUCAGCAGACAUUAAGAUUUCCAAUGACCAAAGGAAACAAAUAGCCCCUGGGACGGACAAGUCUGUUCUGCAAACUGAUGCCACGAGGCAGAGAUGAGAAAGAUGACUGAGCAGCGUGGUUGCUAUAGGCCUGUAAACACACAGGGAAAUAAGACCAGUUACCAAGGCACUUGUCAAGAAAGCCCGGAAAAGGGGAUGAAAAGAUUGCAGAAGAGGUUUCUCCACAAGGAUGGCAGCUGCAAUGUGUACUUCAAACACAUCUUUGGGGAAUGGGAGAGCUAUGUAGUGGACAUAUUUACCACACUGGUGGACAUCAAGUGGCGCCAUAUGUUUGUGAUAUUCUCGUUGUCAUAUGUUCUUUCAUGGUUAUUCUUUGGACUGGUCUUCUGGCUGAUAGCAAUCCAACACGGAGAUUUAUUCAAUGAUGAAGAAAUAACCCCCUGUGUUGCAAAUGUCCAUAGUUUCACAGGGGCAUUCCUGUUCUCCCUUGAAACCCAAACGACCAUCGGGUACGGUUACCGCUGUGUUACAGAAGAGUGCUCCGUCGCAAUCCUCAUGGUUAUCUUGCAGUCAGUAUUAAGCUGCAUUAUUGACACCUUCAUAAUCGGAGCAGCCUUGGCUAAAAUGGCCACAGCUCGAAAAAGAGCUCAAACCAUUCGUUUCAGCUACUAUGCUGUUGUUGGCCUGAGAGAUGAUAAGUUUUGCCUCAUGUGGCGCAUUGGUGAUUUCCGGCCAAACCACAUGGUUGAGGGCUCUGUACGAGCUCAGCUCCUGCGCUACAAGGAAGACAAGGAGGGGAGAAUGACAAUGGAAUACAAGGACUUGAAGUUGCUAAAUGACCAGAUCAUACUUGUUACGCCAGUGACCGUCGUACACGAAAUUGAUAGCGAGAGCCCCUUGUAUGGUCUAGAUCGGAAAGCUCUGGCCAAAGACAGCUUUGAAAUCUUGGUCACAUUUGUCUACACGGGUGAUUCAACAGGAACUUCACAUCAGUCAAGAAGCUCGUAUGUCCCCAGAGAGAUUCUUUGGGGCCAUAGGUUUAAUGAUGUCUUACAUGUAAAGAAAAAAUACUACAAGGUGGAUUGCUUACAGUUUGAAGAAACCACAGAGGUUUAUGCUCCUCACUGCAGUGCCAUGCAGCUGGAUCGAAAAGAGCAAGAAUGGAACCGAAUUGAGAAGACGCGGGAAAAAGAAGCAGAGACAUCAGCACUGGAGAUCAAGCCAUUCAGUACCGACCGAACAUCAUUUAGUGCAGUUGCCCUCAUCACCAGCUGCGAAGAUCCAGAAGACCCAGUGACAACUGUCAGUCAGCCUUCUGGAGAAGUUUCAUAUCAGAAAGCAACUGUGACCUUAAAUAGGUUAUCAAUAGAGUCCCAAAUCUAGCUUUUCACUGCAAGUAAAAGCACUUCCAACAAAUUCUCCCAUCAUAGCUUUUAGAAUGUAAACAGUGAACUCAUCUGCACAAGUAUUUCUAUUACAAACCUCGCUGACAGUAUGCCCACAUUGUAAUACACUGCUGAGCUGCUAAAAGGAGCUCCGUGCUGGUUAGCGUGGGUAUCAGCAACAGAUUAGCAUUGGCACAAGAGAACAGCUUAUAUUUGGGUUGACUAGACAGCUACUGCACUUGAGCAAACUUACUGUAAACUUUAUUACCCUGCAGGGACCAAUGUUGGAUGUACCCAGAGGCAGAUAAUGAUCUAGGCAGGGAACAGACACAAUGGAGUGUGCCCUCUAGGUCAGGUUUUCAAAGCUGCCUCAUUUAUUUGGAAAGCCAGUUCCCAAUCUCUCUAGGAGGCUCUGGAACUCCCCACCAUCACAACAUUGCACCUCUCCAGCAGUUCAAACAAAGCCCUCAUCCCAGGGUUACACUGGUGAAUCUAUGGGGGUGUGCUUUGUAGGAAGGAGCGAACUGAACCCAGUAUUACUGGGUAGCUUUGGAAACCUGCUUACACCCUGCCUCGUCCUGUGGGAGCCACAGCGGGAUCUUGCAGAGCUUUUCCCAUUUCCUGUGGUGAGCUAUUGCUAGAAGUGCCUCUCCCUGGGCAGCCUGAGGUAGGUGGUAUGUGAGCUGCCUUGGGGCUGCAUGCACAGUUUGCUACCUGCCAAACUCACUUGCAGCGUUCAGAAAGCAAAACAAGUUGACACUGAAAUCAGCAAAAGCAAGUUGAGCCUCAGAGAGAAGGUGCUGGGUUUAGAGUGAGCUGUGCAAUAUUUUAAAUCAAGUGUUUCAUUUCAGAAUGUCAGCCUUUGCUUUUCUCUUUUAGUGUAUUACGCUUCUUUAAAAGGACAGUGAUCAAUCUGGAGACCAAAGAGUGUGAUUUUGUCAGAAGGAAAUACUUUCAUUCCCCUGAAAUAACUGUGUUAAAAUGAUCCUUCACAGACAAAUUCAACAUAUUCAGCUGUCAUCUCAAUAAGGCAAAAAAGGAGAAUGUCGACGUUUGGAAGUUACCUGUGACAUGGAAGUUCCACGCUCUGCACAUCCUGUGCUUACUCAAUAAGCAGUAUCUCAUCGUGCUUUUUUUCCCCUUGAUGAUUAUGGUUCAUUUGCAUUGUAUGUAAUUAUAAUGCUAAUGUAAAAGUAAUUAUCUCUGAAUUUGUGGUUACCUAAACUGGGAUUUAGCUCACCUGACCUCAGCCCUCAAGAAAUCAAGUGUUUGCCUACCUAUUGAGGCCUCUGUGCUCACUGGAACUCUUCUUCUGUCUUCACAGGGGACUUUACCCCGUUUUGCUUUGGCUUUUUAGGGAGCUGAAGGCAACAGGAUGUGUUCAUCCUUCUCUGUUUAUCGUUGAAAGAGAUGAGAUGAUGGUUGUGGCAAUGCUGCCUAACUUUAGGCUGCUAAAAUUAGGUCUGACGUGUCACUCACAUCAUUCUGACUAAUUAAAAGGUUUUAUGAGCUCAUCACAGUUAAUGAAGAAAAACAGCAUGCUGAAUCUUUCUCCGCCUGAAAUUUACUCCAUAUAGUAGCAAUGCUGCAUUAUUUUCAUGUAUCUUGCAUUUUCUCUUUUGCUAGCACUUGAUAGAAAUGAUGCCUUUAGGUAAAACGAAGCACAUUAACAAGCCUGGGGGGAGGUCGUUAUUCCAGAACUCAUUAGUUAGCCAAUUCUAUAUGCUGAAUCAUCAGCACCAUCCAUCUAUAACUAUAGUAGAAAACAUCUUCUUGUAUCCUGGAUUUGAGCAUUGUCAAGCAUUGGGGAAAUGGUCUAAAAAAUGGCAAGGAAUAUAGAAAAAUGUAUAAGGGUCUCAGUACUCACAUGGUGUUGGAAAAGACACCAUCUGGAUUGUGUAAAAUAGAAUAUAACCUUGAAGCCACUUGAAGGAAUCCAUCCACACUCCUCUAUCCAUGAAAGAUCUUGGCUGGGAUACUUUAUUUGAUGUUGGGCACCUCACUUUGGGGAAGACAUGGAACAAUUUGAAGCCAAUCCAGAGAUCUAGAAGAAAUGUGAGUGAGGAAGUGGGGAAAUAUCUUCAGGUGUUUCAGUCCAAAAAGGGGUUAGAAAACAAAGAAACAGUUCUCAAACACAGAAAUUGCAAUUUAAAAGAGAGGGACAGUCUGUUAUUGUAUGUGGUGGGUAGGACAGGGCUUAAAUUGAAACCAAAGAGAUUGAAGUGAACUGGGAGCCUGCUGGAGAAGAUGCCUUGUAGGAGUGAUACAGGAUAAGCUCUUGCCUUGAAUUUUCCAACCCUGUUUUUCUGUGAUCCUGAUUAUCAGAAAAAGGGACUGUAUAGCAUGAAAUCUGCUUAACUGCUCACUUUGCAAGUAUUUACACGUGUGUUUGUGCUUAGUUAUAGAAUCAUAGAAUCCUGGAAUGGUUUGGGGUGGAAAGGACCUUAAAGCUCAUCCAAUUGCAACCCCUGCCAUGGGCAGGGACACCUUCCACUAGAGCAGCUUGCUCCAAGCCCCUGUGUCCAACCUGGCCUUGAACACUGCCAGGGAUGGGGCAGCCACAGCUUCUCUGGGCACCCUGUGCCAGCGCCUCAGCACCCUCACAGGGAAGAGCUUCUGCCUAAGAGCUCAUCUCAGUCUCCCCUCUGGCAGGUUAAAGCCAUUCCCCCUUGGCCUGUCCCUACAGGCCCUUGUCCAAAGUCCCUCUCCAGAUUCCUUGUAGGUAAAGCUACCGAGAGAGAGGAAACACUACUGAGCUGUGUAACCAAAACCCAAAUAAUAUCACCAAAAGGUGCUCGUUUCAGGUGCUGUUUGUAAAAGCAGUUUCCCUCGAGCUGUGGAUCUCAGCUACUUUUCCCUCUCCAUUAUGUACUGUGUGAGCCUCUUGCGGUGAAAGAAAUUCCUUCCUCAGAACGACUUUCCUGUGAGUGGAAGUACCAGGAAUCUGAUUGAGGGUUUUGUCACAUGCUUCUUGGUAUAGAUAGAUAGAUAUAAACACGUGAGCAUGUAGAGUAAUGUAUGUGCUGGCGUGUAAGCCAACCGCUAACUGAUGAGGGUCAGGAAGAAACUUCUCUCCUGGGCAUGUUAAUUCGUAACAGGCUACUAUACAGUUUCUCCUACUUUUAUCUCCAGCAUCUGAUACCAGCCAGUGCUGGAGACAGGAUACUGGUUGAACCACUGGUCUCAACUUGUCUGGCUUUUUCUCUGUUUGAUAUUUUAAUUUCAUUUAUCACAGUCUGUAGAAUGAUGGAGAGUGAAGCAUGCAUUGCAUUUCUAUGAAUAAAGACUCAGAAAUAAAGAACAUGCCUCUACCACA